Molecule: messenger RNA, 623 nt
Organism: Tauraco erythrolophus (red-crested turaco)
Lineage: Eukaryota; Metazoa; Chordata; Aves; Musophagiformes; Musophagidae
Source: RefSeq, a predicted model, not a curated record
AUGAGGACAGCCUGUCCGGGGACGCCAGCGACCUGAAGAUGCCGAAACGCCGGCACAGAACGGUGUUCACAGCUCACCAGCUGCAGGGGCUGGAGAAGGCUUUUAACGAGGAUGUCUAUGCCCGGGAGAUGCUGGCAGUGAAGACGGAGCUGCCGGAGGACAGGAUACAGGUUUGGUUUCAGAACCGAAGAGCCAAGUGGCGGAAGCGGGAGAAGUGCUGGGGCCGGAGCAGCGUGAUGGCCGAGUACGGCCUCUACGGGGCCAUGGUGAGGCACUCCAUCCCUCUGCCCGAGUCCAUCAUCAACUCUGCCAAGAGUGGGCUGGUGGGAUCCUGUGCCCCAUGGCUGCUGGGCAUGCACAAGAAGUCCAUGGAGGUGAGCAGGAAGGCAGAGGCGGAGAGCCAAGAGAAGCUGGCAGCUGGCUGGCGAGCGGAGCAGGAGGAGGAGGAACUCAAAGGGAAGCAGGCCAGUUCCCAGAGGGGCUCUGACAAGCUUGGCCCUGCGAAAGACUCGGAGGACGCAGCCAUCGACCUCUCCAGGACAGCCAAGCAUGAGAAAAGGGGUGUACUGAUGCAGUGCAUCAACGGUGACCCCCCAAUGGAGCAGAAAGACAGAGAUCACUGA